AGUUCGCUGCCACCCCCGCACCGGUGCGGGGAGGGGUGUCCAUGCGAGAGGCCGACCACGCACCGGUGCGGUCUCGCGCCGUAGUAGAUUCAUACACUCAGUUUGGCGCCGGCACUGGGCCAAGAACGUUGUGUUUGAAGCGGCACUGCGCUUGAAAUUUUUGACGGUUGAGUGUUUAUGCAGAAAUAAAUAUCAAGUAAAAUGGAUUGCGAAGAAGGCCCUUCUAGGCCUAAAAGGCAGCGAAAACAAUUGUUUUCUAUUAUGCACGACAGUGAUAUAGAAGAGGUAUUGUUUUCUGAUAAUUCUGAAGACGAUUAUCAGCCUGGUGACGAGGAGUCAGCAUCAGAGAGUGAAGGUGAGGAGCACCCCUUAGAUAUCGAAUUACGCUCUCCAGCACGUCAAUUAGUGUCACCUACAGCUCAGGAUCAAGACCUGCAGCCAAACUCACCAUCUGUAUCAGACACUCAAGGUCAAGCCCAGCUGAACCAACCCUCUGCAGUAGGCUCAACCGCUGAAUGGACUACAACUGGCGAGAUGAGAGAAAUUUAUUUUACAAAAUCAAACGAAUUUUAUGGUGAAAUUGCAGGAGCAAAUCCUAUUGAUUAUUUUAUUUUUUUUUUUACUGAAGAUUUUUUGACGAUGAUUUGUACUGAGACAAAUGCACAGGCACAGAGGUUGAUAAGUAGACAUAAUCAGGAAGUUUCAAGCAGACGAAGUAGAGAUUUUGCCAGGAUUUCUGGAUGGAAACAGGUCACUGUCUGCGAGCUGAAAAUUUUCCUUGGUUUGCUGUUCCACAUGGGAACUAUCCCUCUCAGUCGUUUACAGGAUUACUGGAAAAAAGAUAGGCUGUUUUCAAUUCCAAUUUUUGGGAAACAAAUGAGCAGAAACAGAUUUCUCCUCAUACUGAGAUGUUUGCAUUUUACCUCAGAGGAAGAAAGUGAGGAUCCAAUGUUCAAGGUUAGAAGUGUCAUUGAUUACUUCAACAACAAAAUGACUGAAUGUUAUUAUCCUGCAGCACAAUUAUCUCUGGAUGAAAGUAUGGUGCUAUGGAGAGGGCGACUGAGUUUUCGGCAGUUCAUCAAAAAUAAACGCCACAAAUACGGCAUAAAGUUAUAUAUGCUAACUGAACCAGAUGGAUUGGUAUUGAAGUUCCGUGUUUAUGCAGGUGGAAAAGAUACAGACGUAUCUGGGAAGGGUCACGCUGAGAAAGUUGUCAUGGAGCUGCUUCAGGGAAAACUAAAUAAUGGCCACGAAUUGUACAUGGACAACUUUUAUAAUAGUUUUGGUUUGGCGAAGAAGCUGCUUGAUCACAACACCUAUUGUACGGGCACUCUACGUAAAGACUUGAAAGAAAAUCCUCAGGAAAUCAGGAAAAAAAAUAUUAAGAAAGGAGAAAAUAUCUCAAUGUUUCGUGAAGGAGUGCAUGUUGGCGUGUGGAAAGAUAAACGCGUUGUGACGUAUAUUACUACCCAGUAUAAAGACAGAAUGGUUCCAGUCCAAAAUAAACGUGGCCAAGUUACUCAAAAGCCAGAAGCUAUCUCGAAAUAUAACGAUUACAUGUCAGGAGUAGACAUGCAAGAUCAGCUUCUAGCGUACUAUCCUUGCGAAAGAAAAACUUUACGCUGGUAUCUAAAAUUAGCCAUCCACACAUUCCAAUUACUUUUCUUGAAUUCAAUGAAGAUGUACAAUAAAUAUUCAGGGCAACGUAAAAUGUCUCUCUAUGAUUAUCGCAUGAAUGUCAUAAAUGCUCUGCUGCCCGAAAAUGUACCAGGAAAUAGACCUUCAAAUACCCAAACUCAUAAAAUAAAGAAAGCCACUGAAACUACUUCAAAUGGGCGUCUCAAACGAAAGACAUGCCGUCAGUGCACCAAGAAUAAAAAGCGUACUGACUCUCCUUGGUAUUGUGACACCUGUCCUGACAAACCUGGACUUUGUGUGGAAUGUUUUGAAAAUUACCACUCAGAACUUCCUCUGUAAAUGUGAUAAUUCAUGGUUUUAUAACUUUUUUAAAUAUGACAUUGUUGAUUGAUAAUUUCUGCGUUUUUCUCUGAUUGUUUUUGUUUUAUAAGAUAUUUUAUUCACAUUGAUGCCAAAGUGUAAUGCCAUUUCUAAGUAAAGUUCAAUUAGAAAAUAUUUAUUUGUUUUACUUUUCUCUAAAUUAAUGUUGAUUUUGCAGUUUAUUUCAUUACAAAAAUGCAAGAAGUAUCUAAUAUAAACCACAUUUAAAUAAAUAAAAGCGUAUUAUUCCUAAUUAACCAUAAAAACGUAAUAAAUUCAUAACCCGCACCCGUGCGUUCUUUGGCACUGAGAAUGAAAAUUUCAUUCCCAGUGCCUAGCACGCACCGGUGCGGUGUAGUUGCCCUCCUCAUUUAAAAUACUGUAAAAUAUCAUAAUAUAGAUAAUUAAGUAUAAUUACAAUCUUAUAUAAUCACUUUUAAAGUCGAUCAAACAAAAAAUAUAUUUGGCCUCCCGGUGACCUUCA
Messenger RNA from Trichoplusia ni (cabbage looper), 2482 nucleotides. RefSeq names its product piggyBac transposable element-derived protein 4-like. The record is from RefSeq and is a predicted model, not a curated record. Bases 202 to 1977 code for a protein of 591 amino acids. The transcript has 2 exons. Lineage: Eukaryota; Metazoa; Arthropoda; Insecta; Lepidoptera; Noctuidae.